AUGGAGCAUAAACUAGUCGAAGUCCUAAAACGUUGCAAGAGCCUUAGAGAGUUGAAGCAAACCCACCUUCAGAUUCUCGUCCAUGGCCUCCAACACUGUAACUUCACGCUUCCCAAGAUCCUCUCUCUCUUAUCUCAACUUGGCUUCACUGAUUACGCUUUCGGGCUAUUCCGAAGCUGUCGUUUUCCUAAUGUUGUCACCUACAAUACACUCAUAAAAUUAUGCUCUAAAGAGAAAAAGAAGGACCCUUUUGAUGAUGCUUUGCGUGUUUAUUCUCAGAUGAAGGCGUUUGGAAUUGCACCUAAUGAUUUCACGUUCACUCUGCUUCUUAGGUGUUUUGAGUCUUUUCUUGAGGAAGAGGGCCUUAAAUAUGGUGAAGUUGUUCAUGGUGAUAUUGUGAAACUGGGUUAUUGUUCUAGUGUCUUUGUUCAGAACACCCUUUUGGAUUUAUAUGCUAAGAGCGGCGGGAAAUUGGACUCAGCUUGUCGGGUGUUUGAUGAAAUGCCUGAAAGAGAUGUCGUCUCGUGGAAUUCGAUAAUUACAUCUUACAUGGCUCGCGGAGAGGUGGAACUGGCAUUAAGGCUGUUUGAAUCCAUGACGGAGAAGAGCAUUGUGACGUGGAAUUCUGUUGUUUCCGGGCUUUCCAAAGCUGGAAACAUGGAAUUGGCUCUUUCAGUUUUUCAGAGAAUGCCCGAAAGAAACAAGGUUUCGUGGAACUCCUUGAUAUCAGGGUAUAUACGUUUGGGCGAUAUGAAGUCUGCGCAGCGCGUGUUUGAUGACGUGCCAGAAAAAACUGUGGUAGCUUGGACGGCCAUGGUCUCGGGAUACACAACCAUUGGUGAUCUUGCAUUUGCCAGGAACAUAUUUGAUCGGAUGCCAGUUAAAAAUGUUGUAUCAUGGAAUGUUAUGAUUGCAGGUUAUGUUCAUAAUCACAUGUUUGAUCAAGCUCUUCAUAUGUUUAGUCAGAUGUUAAUAGACGGCAAGUGCAAGCCUGAUGAGACAACUUUGGUCAGCAUACUGUCUGCCUGUUCUCACUUGGGAUCUCUUGAGCAUGGAAAAUGGGUAGAUUCUUAUAUUAAGAGAAAUAAUUUUGGCUUGUCUAUACCCUUGGGCAAUGCUUUAAUGGAUAUGUUUGCAAAGUGUGGUGACAUGGAAAAUGCAAAAACAGUUUUCCAUAAUAUGCCCAACAGAUGCAUAAUCACAUGGACAACGAUGGUUUCGGGUCUUGCUGUUAAUGGAGAGUGUAGAGAAGCCUUAAAUCUCUUUGGUGCAAUGUGUUCUAAAGGGGUUAAGCCUGAUGAUGUCAUCUUCAUUGCAGUUCUGUCAGCUUGCAUGCAUGGAGGACUUGUGGAAGAUGGUAAAAGGAUAUUUUUCCGAAUGGUGCACAAGUUUGGCAUAGAGCCUCGGAUUGAGCAUUACGGCUGCAUGGUUGACCUUUUGGGAAGAUCGGGGAAGUUAGAAGAAGCAGUCGGGUUUGUAGAAAGCAUGCAUUUGGAGCCAAAUGCUGUUAUUUGGGCUACACUUUUAGCUUCGUGUAAGAUUCAUGGCAAUGAAAAUUUGUUAGAGUCCAUAACGAAAAGGAUUAUUGAACAGGAGCCUUCGAACCCAAGCUACUUAACCCUGAUUUCAAAUAUGAGCGCAUCAGUUGGGCGGUGGCGAGAUGCCUUGACCUAUAGAAUGGCCAUGAGACAGCAGGGAGUAGAAAAGGUCCCUGGUUGUAGUUCAAUCCAAAUAGGGAAUAAGGUCCAUGAGUUUCUGGCCAGAGAUACAAGGCACGAGAGAAGGAAGGAUAUUUACAAAAUUCUGCGUUGUCUAAACAGACACUUUGACGCAGGGCAUGUCGAAACAUAA
This is a messenger RNA of Morus notabilis, 1851 nucleotides long. Its product is annotated as pentatricopeptide repeat-containing protein At3g29230. NCBI's taxonomy places the organism in Eukaryota, Viridiplantae, Streptophyta, Magnoliopsida, Rosales, Moraceae. The transcript has a single exon. Bases 1 to 1851 code for a protein of 616 amino acids. Gene Ontology annotation, molecular function: RNA binding; protein binding. Gene Ontology annotation, biological process: RNA modification. The record is from RefSeq and is a predicted model, not a curated record.